CGCUUCCGAGGCAGCGACGGCCGGGAGGGCUCGGUGGCAGCUUGUCGGCGCCGAGGCCCUUGCAUGUUCUCUCCCUGGAUAAAACCAAAGAAAGAACGAGAGGGGGGCAGACCGGGAGUGAAGCCAGGAGUUCCUGGCUGCCACAGCUUGAAGCUAGCUUUGAACUGCAUUAAAUUGUCAGCGUAGAUACUAGAGUGGAAAUUUGGAGAAGAAACAGGGCUUCUGUGGGAGCUGUCUGAGGACUCAACAUUUUUUCUCCAGCGAGAACUAUCUUGCUGGGAGAAUUUAGGCUUAAAGUGACUCAUCCUCAAAAGCAGCAACCUGUAACUUUUCCUAGCUUUAAACAAGACUAGGGAAACUUGCUGCACAUCCAUUCUCUCCAACUCCAAAAAGAUGUCAACAGUGUGGAAGGUAUUGGAUGGGACCAGCGCAGAAACGAUUUACUGAAAAAUCUUUGUAGUCGUAAAAAAAAUUCCUGGACAAGAAAGAGAGAAAAAAAGCACAAGGACUUGGUGUGAUCUACGUUUUGAGGACUGUCAAGACUACAGCAAUGGCUCAGGUAACAGGCCUCAGUUUCCCAUCCCUUCCCAACAGGAAUUCAUCCUUGCAAGAGGUGGCCAAGGCCCUGCAGUGAUAAUUGGCUUUUGUGGUGUAAACUGCUCAUUUUCCUACAUUAGGUGGCAUUCUUAAACAUAACAUUCUGGUUCCUCCCAGACCCGUUCCUUACAGCCAUGCUUGGAGAAUGGGGAAGGAGUGUAUGAAAGAAGUGUUUGGCAUCCUCCUUAGGACCAGCUUCAGUGAGGGUGGAACUGUCACUUUUCUUUUCUCUAAUCCUGAGUUUAAAUGGUUAUAUGCAUAAUUGGAGUAGGGAUUGAUUAGAAAGAUAAAGAAGAUCCUUAGUUAUGUGUCUGAUAUAAGUUGCUUGGUACCUGUAUUCCUUAUUAGUUUUGUCCAUUAUACUCAGCUUGAUGGAACAUGGGUGGUGCAGUGAAGGAUGCCGGAUAAAAUACAUUGUGGUCUGAAGCCAUGUCUGAUUCAUUCAUUUGUAAGACAGACAGGAUAUUUAUUUAUUUAUUUUAUUACAAUAUUUAUAUCCCGCACCUUCUCACCCAACAGGGACUCAGGGCGGCUUACAAUAAAAUACAUAUAUAAAAAUUAUACAGUGCAAUAUAAAUCAGUUAAAAAUUAUUAACUUACAUCAGUAUUCAUAAAACAUAUUAUAAAAUACAGGUAGGCGUGUUCAGUUCAAAAAACUGGGUCUGUCGAUUGAGUUCAGUGUACAUGAUAAUAAUUAACGCUGCCAAUUAUUAUUCAAAAGCCUGGCCCCAUAACCAAGUUUUAACCUUCCUACGAAAGGAUAGGAGGGAGGGAGCCUGCCUGACUUCAAUGGGGAGGGCGUUCCAUAGGCGGGGAGCCACUACUGAAAAGGCCCUGUCUCUCGUCCCCGCCAGCCGCACCUGUGAGGACAGGAGGUGUUAUCCUUAGCUAUCGUAUUGUGAUGCAGCAUUAGAAAUAGGAUCACUUCUUAAGGAAGCAGUCUGAACUAAACUCUUUUUUCAUCCAUAUAAAUAAAGAGUCAGGAUCAUUGAACCCUCCAAAUAUUGUUGGACUGCAACUUCCAGCAUUCUUUUCCAUUGGUUAGACUGGUAGCAACUGAUGGUCCAAUCAUACUUGAAGGGUUGUAUGAUUUCCAGUCAUAAAUGUAAAUGAAGAAAGUGGUCACCCAGAAGUUCUCAGUAUUUUUAGAGGAACAAGUGGAGAUAAACCCACUAAACAUCUGAAAAAAUUGUGAGAAUCUAAAUGUGGUGUAUUGGCAUGCAUGUUUUGCUGCAUCUUUAUGCCACCCUUCCUCUAAGGUGGGGUGGGCAACUGUCAGUGGUUAAAGGGACUAUUGGAGGCUGCUCUGGUUUGCAACCCUUCUUUGAAUGAGAAUAAAAUCUAAAAAUUGACAUUUUUUUGUUUGUUUGAAAACACCCUACAUUAUCCCCGGGAGCAUGAGGGGAAUUUUAGCAUGUUUUGAUUCUCCUCUGUUUUGAAGACCCCCUAAGCUGUUUAGAGCCCAGAAGAAUUGCUUUUCAAAAUAGGAAGUGACUGAACAUCUUUAAGUAAUGUUGAUGAAUUUGGGGGGGGGGGGGGGGGAAGGCUAGAGCCCCACAAAAUAGCUUUGGAGGGCCAUACUUUCUCCAUCCCCUGCUCUAAGAGCAUCAGUGUGACUCUUUGUGGGUUAACAAACCUAUAACAAAUUUGUGUGGGAAGAAGUGAUUUGACUGAAUUUCUCUGGUUGUAGUACAUUCUUCUGCGCAGUAGACAGCAGUGGCUUUAAAAAAACAUCAGGCUAACUAAUAUUGGAUUCAAUGUACUGAUUUCUGAGUGCACAUACUGGAUAGAACAAUAAGAAACAGAUCCUUCAAAUUUGUGCGAACAGGAUAAUCUCACAUAUUCAGCAGCUUUUCUUUGUGCUUCCUCCUCUUGUUUGUCUUUUGUGUCAUACUUCUGAUGUAGUCCUGUGGUGGUUCAGGUUGCUAUAGCUUUUUAAUAGUGGCUUUUUAAAAGUAUGAAGUUGUGGGGGAUCUCAUAUUUGUCGUAGCCUAAAGAUGAUACUUCCUUGUGCAUAUUCUUAAUGAGAGGAAAAAAACCCUGCAAAUUAGAAAUAGUUCUUAAGUUUUUUCCCCUAGGCUUUUGAGGAAGAAAAGUGCUCUCACUUGAUCUGCUUGUUUUUACUUAUUUUCCUAAGAAAAUUGGAAUGAUUUUAUCUCUACUUGCCCCACAGCUCUGACUUAGGAAUGCUUGCUAAGAUACAUUUUUUUAAAUAAAAUCAACGCCUGCACUCUGGAUCACAAAUGGAAAAAGCCUUCCAGACCUUCAGUCAUAUAUAUUCCUAUACUUGUUUGUAACAUAAAAGCCCUGUACCAGUAUUGUGGAUUUUGUAAAGCUCCUCAUAGCUUGUCACUGAUGAUAAGGAACAUUCAGCUUUUGGUGGCAACCCAAGGACAUUGAGAAGCCGAUCCAUUUGUUUAUUUAUAUUUUAGUUGCACAAUUAUGCAGAAGACUGUGUCUCUCAGAUCUCUUUUGAUGUGUGGUAACAUUUGAAAUCCAGCAAAAUCCAGCAAACUGUCCAUUAAAUGCACAAAUUUGCUUCUCUUUCAACAAGACUAUCAAGUUAAUUUCAUUGCAGUGUCCAAAGUGAAUACCUGCUCUGCAUCAGUUGCCAGUAGCUUUAAUGGAUAAGCUCUGAUAGUCACUAUCUACUCCCAAGAAGUGAUGAACAUGUCCAGUUCCUGCCCACAGCUUAGGAGUGCAUGGACACAUUAUCACAUGGGCUUAUUCACUUCGCUUAUUGUAUUUCGCUGCACUCCUCAGUUUGUAUCUGUUUCUCUGCAGGCAAGUCUUCUGGCCUGCGAGGGACUCUCCGGGGUUUGCCUUGUGCCAACUGUUGCCAGCAAGAAGAUGAUGCCGAAGCAGAGCUCUAAGCAGAGUCAUCGCAAGGAAAGUGAGAAGUCACGCAGCCGGAAGACGGAGGAGACCACCGAAGGAUCGCCACCUAAAAAGUCCCUUAAAAAGGUGGUGGUGAUUGAGCAGAAUGGAUCAUUCCAACUCCGGGAUCCCAAGAAUUUUAUUUGUGAGCAUUGCCUUGGAGCGUUCCGAAGCAGCUACCACCUCAAAAGGCACAUCCUCAUUCAUACUGGUGAAAAGCCAUUUGAGUGUGAUGUGUGUGACAUGCGCUUCAUCCAGAAGUACCACCUGGAGCGCCACAAACGUGUGCACAGUGGGGAGAAGCCAUACCAGUGUGAGCGUUGCCUGCAGAGCUUCUCAAGGACAGACCGGUUGCUGAGACAUAAACGAAUGUGUCAGGGCUGCCCAGGCAAAGAAUCUGACUCACAGCUUCUGCUUUAGGAGUAGGCUGGGAAAGAGGAUUCAGCUGGAAAGUCAAGAGGAUUCUUUGUGGGUCAUUUUCUUCACUUAUUUUUCAUACUGUGUUUGCCUGCUGAGACUGUUGUUGUGGAAGAAGCAGGUCUGAACAGGGCACAGACUUUCAGACAAAGUCUUGACACUGUAAAUACAUUGAAAACAAACAAGAGGUUGACUACCAGCCUGGAGACAUCCUUUGCAGUUGUGAAUAUACUUUGGGUGUGCUUAAAAAAAACAUUUAUCACCAUUUGCCUCAGGAAUGGCUUUGAGAAGAACAAUUGGACCUCCUACAAGUCCUGUGAGUGAUAUUGAUGCUCUUGAUUGACCAGAUAUCUGCCAUCGUGCCCGUACAUUGUGCUCACAAAAAUGAAAAGAAUCACACACCAAACUGUUUUGAAGGGCUGAAGCCUGAGAACAAUGGAUAUAAAAUAAGGUCAGCAACAGAUUUUUGAAUCCAGGACUCACAGGAGUGUCUCAUUUGAGUUUUGCCAUAACAUAUACAGAAGUUUCUGCCCUCCUCCUGCAAUAUCUGGGCCUGUAAUUCUUUUUAUGGCCUUCAAGUUUUAAGAAACAAAGCUGGAGCAGAUGGCAUAUGCUCUUGAGUACUGCAGAAGUCCACUUUUCAGAUGUUAUUAUGGGAAAAAUCCAAGAAGAAAUGCUAAAUGGGAUCCAGCUGGCUGGAGGUACACAUCUGGUUAUUUCCAGUGAGAGAAGAAACUUUAGACCAUUGAUAGGAAGCUUGGUUCCUGUCCUCCUCCGCUUCUCUGUAAAGAUCCAUGCAUUCAGGCUCCACCCCAUCGAAUGUCAGUUUAGUGCAGAAUUCACAACAUCAUCAGAAUAUCCCUCAGCCCCAUAAAUAUAUCAGCCAACUGAAAUCCAGAAUUACAAGUUUCAAAGAAGUAUUCCUCUAGAGCGAGGAAUGAUAAUGCUGAGGUGCAAUUCUUUUCCUCCAGAACUAACUGCUGGCUAGGGCUGGACUACACAUCCUCUUAUCCAUGUUAACUAAGGUUCGUCCAGCCAUGUUCUUCACUCCAUUAAAUCAGUUUUUGUUGCUUUUGGCCAAACAGAAGUCCUACCUCUUUCCUAGGAAAGACAUCGUUUGUGAGAAGCCGAUGUCUCAAGAUGCUCUUGACUGCUGGUGGAAGUGAAAGCUGAUUUGGACUGAUUUAAUACUUACAUUUCUGGCCAGUGCAGUUGUACCUUAGAACAAUCUUAGUGUUCUAUCAGUUCUGCCAUUGAAACAUCUUAUGAACGGACACUUCAGUUUGAGAUAACUUCUCUGUCAUUUUUGCUGUAAAACAGUUUGCCCUCUCUUUCUCUUCUGUCUUUGGAACUGGCUUCUCUUUGGCCUCCGUUGGGUCCCAAUUUCCUCCCAUCUGUCAAUGCAAGGGUUUGGGUUUGGGACUUGGAUCAACAGAGGAUUGGUGUUCCCCAAUAUUUGUUGCUGAAAGUGCGAUUGCUGCUGAAGGAUUCCAUUUUCACCUUUGCUACUGAAAAGGUUUGUAAAUAGAGAAGCAGGACAUUAAAGAUCAAGGAGGUUUCUUCCAAAGGUACAGUCAUGCAAGAGAAUCAAGUGUGCUAGCAAUAGGUGCUAUGCUUUAGGUUAAGCUAAAAAACUGCACUUCUAAAAUUGGAGAGAACGUUCUUUUGGUUGUAUCCUUUGUACUUUUCCAAACUGCUGUUUCCCAGGGAAUUUUCUUUAGUGGACUCCCUUAUCCUCACAUAGUCAAGCAAAAUUUUAGUCGGAAGGCCAUAUGGGAUAAACUUCUUUUUAAAAAAUGCACAUUUCUAUUUAUUAUGGUUAAUCUGCUGUUACAUGAGUUUCCUGGUGCUUUCCCAUCCACCUAGCUUCAUCGACUUGCUCAGGUACUCCCGUAUUAUUUACGUAGGUCUCAGAAUUUGCGUAAUAUUAAAUCUCUGGUAGGAAAAAUAAUCAGUUAGUGUCAUAGAGAGAACAAUAAGGAAUAAAGAAAGUGCUCCUGUCACCAUUUGUGUGCCUAUAGAGUAACCCAUGCGUUUAAUCCAUCCUGCUGCAAAGUCUGCUAUAUCUUAAAGCUAAGGUAUGCUAAUGUUUAAGCCUUAAUGGCUACUUUCUCGUACUAUGUUUUAAAACAGACAUGGAUGAUAAUUUGUAUUGAAAGAGGCCCUGUUCUUUUACUCUCUCUCACACACAUUUUAUUAACAGAUGAAAAGUGUGGGGGCCUUUUUAGCUGAAGUUAGUAAUGCCAUCUCUUGCCCAGUAAUGCCUGAUGGCUCAGGAUAAUCCUUGAGAAUUUCAAUAGGAACAGAAACUGUUAUACCAAGUGGCCACUCUUUUUAAAAGAAAGCAAACAGACCAAAAACUCGUGCAAUCAUAUAGCUUUCUUCCACGUUUCUGUGGGCUGCUUACUCCAAAAGAAAAAAAAGAAUUAUAAUAUGUAUUUGAAACUAUAGGGAGUAGGAAGGAUGUAUAGAGGGAAUCUGUUUUGUGCCACAUGUGCAAACUUGAGGGAAAUCUUCAUGUAAGAAAAUAUUUCUAUCAAACAAUGAGGCAUUGUUAUCAGUUUCUGGGUAGCCAUCUCACCCUCAUUGCUAGUACUAGAGGCAUAACAUUACAAAACAUAUUCUCUUUUGCUAGUUAAUUCCCAGCUAACAGGCUGUUCAGAUCUCCUAAGUAAAAUGUCCCAUGCUGCCAGAUCCAUUUUGUGCCAUUGAGAGUAUUUGUGUUAUCUGGCUUAGCUUUUACUAACAGAGUAAACUCUGUACCACAGAGUUGAUGGCAUUUGAAGACUUCCUGCAAGGAAGUUGGUUGUAGAAAAAUGACAUGCCAACAUUGUGGUGUGGAAUGAGGAGUGUUUGGCCUGCUGUUAACAUUUGACCAGUGUAGUCAUUUGAUAGCCUUCAGUCUGAUUUUUCACUGAACACACUAGCAAAGGAAAACAGAUUUUGUUUAUGGUGAUAAAUGGUAGAAUGUUAGCAUUACUCUGUAAACAGUGUUUCCUAGGUGAAGUAGGUCUAACCUCAGACAAUGACUUGUGCCUCAUCUUUUUUCUGUUGAGGUUUUUCUCAGAAAGGAGUGGGUACUGGGUAGUAGAGAAAAAUGUGGCUGGCUGUGUGGGGAGAAAGUGGCUUCCUGUGUUUCCAUUGCAGCAAUCUUUUUUUAUCAGUUGCCAUUCAGCCACCUUUGAUUUUACCUUCCACUGCAAGUUAUCAUGCCUGCCUGUUUGAGCUGUGAUUCAGCUUUUCUCUGAAAGAAUUGUUUUCAAGGCAGGACUGCUUCACCCUGUAAAUAUAUCCCAUGUUCGUCAAGUAAAGAUGAGCACUAAGGAAAAGUUGCAGAGCUUUCAGGAAAACGAUGCUUUGAGAAAGAACUUGAAAAUGGAUCCUAUUUGUAUGCUUAAGGGAUUUCAGGCCAUAGUUUCCAGUAGUUACUCCAGAGUGGAGUAAAUACGUAGAACAACAUGGCAAAACCUCCCUCUCCCCUUUCAGGUUGUACUAUUGAAAAAAAUGCUCUGCAUACAGAAAACUGACAUGUCAAAAAAUCGUGUAGAGAUUAAUGUCUCCAGUAUGCUAGUAUUCUGUGAGUAAGAAAUUUUGUUUCAUUCACAUGUACCUCACAACCUCUGAGGAUGCCUGCUAUAGAUGUGGGCGAAACGUCAGGAGAGAAUGCUUCUGGAACAUGGGCAUACAGCCCAGAAAACACACAACAACCCUGUGAUUCCAGCCAUGAAAGCCUUUGACAUUACGUGUGACUUUCUCUACUCAGUCUCUGGCUGAAAUGGAAUUGUGAAUGAAGCAGUUAAUUUUUAAAUAAUACGUACACCCUGAAUCUGUUGUGAGGCCUAAGUAAAGUACAGCAAUUUGAUCAGUGGAAUUUUCUUAUUUAAUCAAUCUACUUUGUUUAGACUGUCCAACAGAAUGCUAACCCGUUCAUCUUGUUCUUCAAAGUCGUCAUUAAGUGACAAGACUCCAUCACGUGAGUUGAUUGCAGCUCUAAGAAAGAGAUGCUUUGCUUGGAAAUGGUUGACAGAGAAAUAGGUGUCUUCAUAAAAAGCUCCUCUAAGCCAUGGAAGUGAAAUUGAUAAGGAACAAAGUCAAAAUUUACAGAAUUUCACUAUCUUUUCACUGGAUGAGGCCAAAGAACCACAGUUGUUUCAAAAUGAAUCUUGUUUACUCAGAUCAUGGCAUGAAGAAGACAUGAUAUCAAGAAAGCUGUAUCAUGAAAUUUGAGAAAACUGAUACAGUAGAGUCCCACUUAUCCCACAUAAAGGGGCCGGCAGAACAUUGGAUAAGCGAAAAUGUUGGAUAAUGAGGGAUUAAGGAAAAGCCUAUUAAACAUCAAGUUACGUUAUGAUUUUACAAAUUCAGCACCAAAACAUUAUGUUUUACCACAAAUCAACAGAAAAAGCAAUUCAGUACAUAAUGUUAUGUAGUAAUUAUUGUAUUUAUGAAUUUAGCACCGAAACAGUGCAAUGUAUUGAAAACAUUGACUACAAAAACAUUGACUACUAAAAGGCAGACUGUGUUGGAUAAUAGAGAAGGUUGGCUAAGCGAGAGGCUACUGUAUUAGGAAGUCACAAUUUAAACCAGGAAUUACUCUUGUUUUUAAAUGUUCUUGAAUGUGCUGGUACAAUUUAACGGUCAUAUGGAUGUGAUUUUUGCCAAUGAUUCAAUUUUCGAGCAAAUAGCUUGAAAAUUGGGUUCUACAUAAGCAAUGGCAUUGGUUCCUCUGACUUGUACACACAAUCACAUACGUAGGCCUUGCAUUUGCUAAUGCAUUACUCUCCUAUCUUGGUUGUUGAGUAAAAAGUAGGUGGUUUCCGAGCAUGUGCCAUGUUGUAGUUAAAGUAUCACUUACAGCCUUUCUCCUGGUCAAGGUGUUCUUUGUAAUGAAUGAUCAGCAAUGUUCAUUUGUGGGUUUUUAGGAGCAAGCUGUAUUUGUUCCUUCCCUCAAUCCUUCAUGGAAUUUGAGGGCCACCAGCUAUCUGUCAGCCAGAAUGGCUUGGGUAAUGUUGAAACUUCUGCUCUUUUUGAUGGCAUGAGUAGGAGAUUCAUGUGUCAGCUGUACCGUAUUAAUUCUCCAUGUGUGUGACAGGCUGCUUUAAGCUGCUUCCUAAUGGCUGGAGAUAAUACUGGCUUUGAUUCAGAUGUUUAGUUGAGGUGAGAGAAUUGAGAAGAUCCUUUUUGUGCAGUUAGCACUGGCUUUCAUAGACUCCUUGCAUUUAUGGGACAAUUCUAGCACUUACAGUUGAACAGAGAGUCUUUAUCAAUUUCCCUAUUUUCCUUUAGUAUUAAAGUCAAAUAGCUUUUUUCUCCUAAUGAAAUGUUUCUCCUCCCCACUCUUCUCAUUAAUUCACAUAUUUUGUUAUGGAGGAGGGAAUUGGGUUAGGGUUGUGUUACCCAAGUGCAGGAUCACUUUUAAACUGUAGUUUUUAUAAGAUGUUAUAAAACAUGUAUCUUUUUACCA
This is a messenger RNA of Anolis carolinensis (green anole), 9355 nucleotides long. RefSeq names its product zinc finger protein 740 (gene znf740). Bases 3262 to 3894 code for a protein of 210 amino acids. The transcript is spliced from 7 exons. Gene Ontology annotation, cellular component: nucleus. The record is from RefSeq and is a predicted model, not a curated record. Gene Ontology annotation, molecular function: DNA-binding transcription factor activity, RNA polymerase II-specific. NCBI's taxonomy places the organism in Eukaryota, Metazoa, Chordata, Lepidosauria, Squamata, Anolidae. Gene Ontology annotation, biological process: regulation of transcription by RNA polymerase II.